Messenger RNA from Hordeum vulgare subsp. vulgare (domesticated barley), 1836 nucleotides. Its product is annotated as light-mediated development protein DET1. The record is from RefSeq and is a predicted model, not a curated record. Lineage: Eukaryota; Viridiplantae; Streptophyta; Magnoliopsida; Poales; Poaceae. Gene Ontology annotation, biological process: positive regulation of proteasomal ubiquitin-dependent protein catabolic process; protein ubiquitination. The transcript is spliced from 11 exons. Gene Ontology annotation, cellular component: cullin-RING ubiquitin ligase complex; nucleus. Gene Ontology annotation, molecular function: ubiquitin-like ligase-substrate adaptor activity; ubiquitin protein ligase binding. Bases 92 to 1630 code for a protein of 512 amino acids.
GUCCACACCAGCGGAAAAUAGUAGUAAUAAUCCCCGCGUCGCGUGCGCGUGCGAUGCUUUCGCGCCGGCGUCGGCCACGGGUGGUGCAGUGAUGGUGGGCUUCUUCCGCAGCGGCAACCUUGCCUCGAGGGUGUUCGACCGGCAGUUCCUCUCUCCGCGCCCCGGCGCAACCGUUAAUACUGUCAGACAAUUCUAUGAGAAUUUGGUUCCGAGUUACACUAUAUACGACAUAAAUUGCCCAGAUUAUUCGUUUCGCAAGUUCACUGAUGAUGGGAAGUAUCUUGUGGCUUUUAGUCGAAACCACCAAGAUUUGAUUGUGUACCGUCCAAUCUGGUUAACGUUUUCAUGCCAUGAAGAAUGUGAUUCUCAUGAUCUUCCGGCCAAUGCAGAGAGAUUUGACAGUUUCUUUAAGCAGCUCUACUCCAUCUCACUUGCAUCCAGCAAUGAGUACAUCUGUAAGGACUUUUUCCUUUACAUGGAGUGCCAUCAAUAUGGCUUAUUUGCAACGUCAACUGCACAAAGUAAUGACUCAAGUGUCACUGAGGGUGCAAUUCAUGGUGUACCAUCAAUUGAGAAAAUAACUUUCUAUCUUGUAAGGCUAGAAGAUGGUGCAAUACUAGACGAGAAAGCUUUCUGCAACGAUUUUAUCAAUUUGGCUCAUAGUAUUGGUGCUUACUUGUAUGAGGAUCUGGUUUGCAUUGUCUCUCUUCGAUAUCAAACAAUACAUGUCCUACAAAUUCGAGAUUCAGGCAGCCUUGUUGAGGUACGGAGAAUUGGUGCAUUUUGCCGGGAAGAUGACGAACUAUUUCUUUAUUCACAUGGCCAGGCUGAACAAGGGAGUUCUUUUCUUCCUGGCAUCAAGCAACGGUUGCUAUCAUUUAUUUUCCGCAAGACAUGGAAUGAGGAACCUGAUCAGGCUUUGAGGGUCCAGCAUCUGAAGAAGAAAUUUUAUUUUCACUUUCAAGACUAUGUGGAUCUUAUCAUAUGGAAGGUACAGUUUUUGGAUCGCCAUCACCUAUUUAUCAAGUUUGGUAGUGUCGAUGGAGGGGUUACUCGUAGCACUGAUCAAAACCUAGCAUUCUUUGCUGUGUACAACAUGGAGACGACAGAGAUUGUCUCACUCUAUCAGAAUUCUUCGGAGGAGCUAUAUUCAUUGUUUGAACAUUAUUAUGAUCAUUUCCAUGCAAAUCCUCAAAAUUCUUUGCAUGAGAAAUUUAUCUCAUCACAUUCCAAUAGUGUUCAUGCUCUUGAUCAACUCCGCACCAUUAAAAAUAAAGCAAGCAGCUCAUCACAGCAGUUUGUGAAAAAGAUGAUGGCGUCAUUGCCUUACACUUGCCAAUCACAAAGUCCUUCACCAUACUUUGACCUGUCGAUUUUUCGUUAUGAUGAGAAGCUGAUUUCAGCGAUUGAUCGGCAUAGGCAUUGCACAGAGCAUCCGAUAAAAUUUAUAUCAGUGAGGCAACCAAAUGUCGUCAAAUUUAAGAUAAAACCAGGGUCAGAUUCUGGUGCUUCCGACAGCCGAGCAAAAAGAAUCUCUUCCUUCUUGUUUCACCCAUAUUUCCCGCUUGCACUGUCGAUUCAGCAGACAUAUAUGCAGCCAACUGUUGUCAAUAUACAUUUCAGGAGAUAGAAAAAAAUAGUCGUUGCCUCUGUGUUUGGCCCAAUAGAAAUUUUGGUCAUAUGUAGUAGAUGUUUUAUCGGCUGAUCUUACUAUAUAGGAGAAAAAGAAGUGGUUUUUGCUGCCUGUUCACGUGUUCAUACCGAAAUAACCAUUUUAUAGGGUAUCAAAUGUUAAUGUUGGAAGAUAAAUGUUCAGAAGGAAUUUUUGUUCGAUCA